UUCUGUGAGACAGUGUGUACAUAGACUUAUAAAUACUAUUUACUUUUUAAAUAGAAGUCUAUAGUCUCAGUGUAGUGACAAUGUGGCGGUUACAGUGUUUGCUUUUAGUGCUGGUGGGUGCUCAAGCAAAACCAAAAUUACCUGGUUUUGGCGCUAAUGCAUACCCUCUAGGAUACGAGGGUUAUUAUAAUGACCGUCCUAGAUACGCAUUUAACUACGGCGUGUCAGAUCCCAACACUGGGGAUGUGAAGUCACAGCACGAGACACGGGAUGGAGAUGUUGUUAAAGGCCAAUACUCUCUCGUAGAGCCCGAUGGCUCGGUGCGUACUGUCGACUACACAGCUGACCCCGUGCACGGCUUCAACGCAGUAGUUUCCAAGUCCGGUCCGAAUGUACAUACGAGACCUGUGCGGCCUGUUGUACAAGCACCCAUAGCGCCAGCCGCUGCACCAGUGGUACAUGUGGCCCCACAAGUUCAACAAGUACUGCCCGUGCCUGUACAGGUAGCGCAACCUGUGCCGCAGGUUGUGCAGUACGUGAAGCCUAUACCGGUCCCAGUAGAGUUUCCCCCGCAGUACUUCAAUCAAGUUUACCCACAGCAGCCACAGCCAUUUUUGUACCCCAAGGUUGGCCCGCAGUUCCCCGAAUAUGACGACUUUGAAUACAACAACGGACCAUUCGCGUACGCCCCCGGCAGUUAUUUCAAAAAAUGAACGAAAAAAAUAUCUAAUUUAUAAGAUAAAAUACUGUAAUUAAAAUGUAUUUUAAUUUUAAC
This is a messenger RNA of Pectinophora gossypiella (pink bollworm), 775 nucleotides long. It is a transcript of the gene CPR127, whose product is annotated as cuticle protein 7-like. The transcript is spliced from 4 exons. The record is from RefSeq and is a predicted model, not a curated record. Bases 81 to 713 code for a protein of 210 amino acids. Gene Ontology annotation, cellular component: extracellular matrix. Lineage: Eukaryota; Metazoa; Arthropoda; Insecta; Lepidoptera; Gelechiidae.